CUAAACAUUACAAUUUCUGAAAACUUAACUUGGUCAACCAAAAUAUCCCAAGAUUAUUAAGCUAUUUUAAAAGGGGGCUACUGGUAUGAAUUUGUCUUAUGAAAAUUAAAGGCCUGAUAAGCAUUAAUUGCAAAGGGAGGCCUCCUCUCCCUUUCCUUCCCAGAAUACCUAUUAAUUCUCAACACAACUUACCUUGAAUUAUCUCUAUUGUACAGAAUGCCUAGAACAGUGGUGGCGAACCUAUGGCAUGCGUGCCAGAGGCGGCACUCAGAGCCUUCUCUGUGGGCAUGCACACCGUUGCCCAAGCCCUGUCUCCCCCCGCGGCUCCCUCCUGACCAGCAGCCCCCCCAGAGGAGAGUUGAUCCUGGACGUGGCCUGCACGGAACAGCGCAGCCAGGGACAUGGCAGCCAGGAAGACUCCGCCCUCAUGCUCCGCCACAUGCAGAUGAUGCUAUGGGGCACGGGCGGAGGGCAUGGCUGCCAUGAUGCUGCUGGGCCGCCUGGGUGAUCUGCUGCGGCGGGCCGUGGAGGUGGUGGAUGGCCCUAUUGGCGGUUGGGGGGUAGGGCAGGGGGCAGUUUUGGGGCAUUCAGUCUCUAAAAGGUUCACCAUCACUGGCCUAGAACAAUGUCAGUUCAUGAAAGUCACAUUAUCAUUACUGUAUCAGAUAAGAUAUAUGAGUUUGAUGUGUUAAUUUGUUCUUAAAACCAUAAUUGAGAGUUAUAUUCAGUUUUUAUAAUUCUAAUUUUCUACUUAUAUAUUUGAACUUAUGUAAAACAUGGAUUGAGUGAUGCUAUAAUAAUUAAAAAAGCAGGCAUGCAUAUUUAAAAUGUAUUCCCAGUGAAAAACAUGAAGCUGAAUCAGAUACCAUAAGAAAAGUUAGCUUGUAGUUUCAAGUUUCCUGAAAGGAGCAAUAAAGAAUAUUUCUAGUUCAGGGUUGAAAUGAGGAGUCCUUGGUGGUCUCUGAGCUUGGUUCCUUGUAGACGUUUCAUUACCCAAACUAGGUAACAUCAAUGGUGCUAUUAACUAGGUAAUUAAACAUCUGCAAGAAAACAAGCAAGCUCCAAAAGUACUAUGGACCCCUUAUUCUUGAAAGGAAGCAGCUAAGUAGCCACAUUCAGCCCUGAGAAAAAGCAGCACAAGGAGUUAAGCAAGAAGUAUGAAAAAGAAAGGCAAAACUAGCCUACAGAAAGGCAAUGUAACAAGAAGACUCCAAAAUUAAGGCAAAUUUGGUAUAAAGACAGAAGUUUCCCAAAGGGAAGACCACUUGUAUCUCUUUCAGUUAUUGUCAUAUUAUAGCUUCCUAAGGAUAAUUCAGAAAAUAUUUUAUGUACACAGCUCCUGGACUGGAAUACAGCUCCAUGGCUAAGGAUGUGACUAACGGAUGCAUCUACAGUUCAAAGAAGCAGCAUCCUCUUUUAAUAGUCAGUUCUUCCUUUGUACCAAGAACAAAUUCCUUAUUAAAAUGCUAUAAUGUUAUUUUUACAAUCCAGUUGAUUCUCCAGUUCAUUCUCUCAGACAUAUACAAUUUUGUUAAAAUGUACUGUUUGCUUGCUAGAUAAUGCUACAUGCUCUAGCUAUGACUUCUCUUUCCAAUUGUAGAUAGGAUUACCAAAUCUGGACCAUAAAAACCCAUUCAAUCACUAGAAGAAAGCAGGGGUUUUGUAUAUUUUUGCCCUUCAUGUCUGGUAACUCUAUGUUCCAAUGAAAAUGUAAAGAGACACUGUAAAAUGUAAACAAAUGUUUGUAAAUUCGGUCACAAUUUGUACAAAAUAAAUAUUCUACUCUCUACUAAUAGUACUUCAAGAGUUAAUUCUUGUCCGUGUUGAUUGAAAGUUUAAGCAGUCACGCCCACUUCCGCAUUCUGAUGCAUCAUACCCUUCUCACUAUAAAAAGGACAAAUCAGCUAUUUUCAGCAAAAUUGCUACAUACAGGAUGAGUUCAGUAAAUAGAUCUGAUGCUUUGAGCUUUUUUCAUUAAAAUGGGGAUUAAGCAAGACUCUACAAGUUAAAAUGCCCAUUCUAGAAAAUUAAGAUCACUGCUACAAUGAAAACCUGGCUCCUAUUGACAACUAGUUUUUUCUAUCUGUCCUCCUGUUUGUGCCGGAAAGGAAACAAAUGUAGCAACAGCAGCUUAAACUUUCGAUAUGAUAAAUCGCAUCCCAUUAAGACUUUCUAUGGCACUCCACAAGACAUGUAUGAGCCGAUACCUAUUUCCGCCCUAGAUGGACUGACCAAUCACAAAAAAGAAAAGUGUCCUAUGGAGAUAUCCAACAUCUCAUCAUUGAAAGUAAAUAAUAUCACCAUGGAAUACCUUACUAGCUCACUGAGUGUGAAGAUGUUACCAGCUAUAUACACAGCUGUUGUCUUAAUAGGAGUACCAGCCAAUGUCGUAACACUGUGGAUGCUAUUUUUCAGAAUCAGAUCAGUCCGUACUGCCAUAUUCUACACAAAUUUGGCUAUUUCAGAUUUCCUUUUCUGUAUAAUGCUGCCAUUCAGAAUUGUAUACCACCUGAAUGGCAAUAACUGGAUAUUCGGAGAAGCAAUGUGUCGGAUCAUGACUGCUGUCUUCUAUGGAAAUACGUACUGCUCCACCCUGCUUCUCACUGGUAUCAGCAUCAGCCGUUACAUGGCCAUUGUUCACCCAUUUACCUUCAGGACUCUACCUAAACAGUUCUUAGCUACUUUAACUUGUGGGGUAGUGUGGACAGUGGUUUUUUUAUAUAUGUUGCCUUUGAUAAUCAUGAAACAAAGCUAUCAUCUGAACCAGCUAAAUAUCACUACCUGCCAUGAUGUUUUUAAUGUCUGUGAAACUAUGCUCCCUUUCCAACACUACUACUUUAUCUUCCUUGCAGUAUUUGGAUUUAUAAUUCCACUUUGCGCUGUUAUUUUUUGUUACAUUUCAAUUAUUCGAACACUCAAGGUUUAUGAACAAAAGUGGUUCUGGUACAUCAAAGUUAGUCUUCUUGUCCUCAGCAUUUUUGCUAUUUGUUAUAUUCCCAGCAAUGUUAUACUGAUUGCUCAUCAUCUGAAUUAUUAUUACAGUUCUAAAGAUAAUUUAUAUUUCUUUUAUCUGAUUGCUUUAUGUCUAAGCAGCCUGAAUAGUUGUCUUGAUCCUUUCCUUUAUUUCUUGAUGUCCAGAGUCAAUGACAACACCAAGACCUAUCUCACCAUGGUUAAAAUAGUUCAGGAAGAAAAAACAUGAUAUACCUCUCUUGUGAUAUUUGAAAAGGUUACAGAUACAUAAUUUUUUGACAAAAUUACCUAUUUAAGACUUCUAUUUUUAUAACGUCAAACAUCAAAUUAUAUGCAAAUACUUAAAGCUAUUCAUUAUUAUACUACUCAGGAAAAUAUUUCAUUAACAGGGUUAAAAAUUACACACUUUUAGUUUGGUUUGAUCAUGGUUUGGUUGUAGCGUAUCUUCAUAAUUGACAACAAAAAUAAAUAUCUGGACUUUUUCUACA
Messenger RNA from Crotalus tigris (Tiger rattlesnake), 3461 nucleotides. It is a transcript of the gene F2RL2, whose product is annotated as coagulation factor II thrombin receptor like 2. Gene Ontology annotation, molecular function: thrombin-activated receptor activity. Bases 2045 to 3202 code for a protein of 385 amino acids. NCBI's taxonomy places the organism in Eukaryota, Metazoa, Chordata, Lepidosauria, Squamata, Viperidae. The transcript is spliced from 2 exons. The record is from RefSeq and is a predicted model, not a curated record. Gene Ontology annotation, biological process: phospholipase C-activating G protein-coupled receptor signaling pathway; blood coagulation; positive regulation of Rho protein signal transduction. Gene Ontology annotation, cellular component: membrane.